AUGAUAAAAAUUAAAAAAAAUAAAGAUUUCAUAGGAACACUUAGAAAUAUUUUAGAAGUAGAUUUAUUUUUAAUAUAGAAUCAAGAAUAUUAAGGGAUAAUAUAAUUGUUGAAAGAAAAAAAUGGUUUUAAAAUAUUGGAUCAGGAAUAAUUUAAAUCUGUUAUUUUAGUUAAGCAUUUCACACAUAAUAAUUACUCAAGUUUUAGAAGGUUUGCUAUAUAUUAACACUUUAGAUAACUUAAUUUAUAUGGGUUUUAAUCUCAUAAGUCUAAUAAAAAUGAAAUCCUUUAUACAAAUGAAUCAUUCAAUUUUGAAACAGAUAAAAAAAUGAAGAAAUAGCGUAAAUCAGAAAUAUGUUCUGAAAAUAUUGAAUUAGAGUAAAAAAGAUAAUUGAAUUAACUCUUAUAACUUUAAUAAAAUUAGAAACAAAUGAUAGAAUAAAUAAAAACAAUUAUAACCACUUAAGAAGAAACAAAAUAAAAAAUGAAAUGUUAAUUAUCUGUAAAAAUAUAAAUUAUAUUAGAAUUAUGUAAAACAAAGAUUCAAAUCAGAUGAAAGAGAUAAAUUCCUUUUUCUCGCAUUAUCAUUAUACACUAACAUUAAAGAUUAAAAAUUUAGUAAAAUUAUAAGUUAAUUAGAAUAAUAUAUUGAUGAUCUAAUUUAAGAGUCCAAUUAUUUUCCUUUUUUUAAUUAAUUAAAACACUAAUUAAUUAAGAAUACGAAAACACUUUUUUCUCUUAUAAAUUUCUAUUUUAAUAAAGAAAUUCAUGAUUCUAAGUCUGUUGAUAUUUCAUUUAAUGAAUAAGAUAUGGAGGAUAAAUUAAGUUUAAGUAAUAUUAGUAAUUACUUUGAUCUAUGA
Molecule: messenger RNA, 859 nt
Organism: Paramecium pentaurelia
Lineage: Eukaryota; Ciliophora; Oligohymenophorea; Peniculida; Parameciidae
Source: the annotation of a GenBank genome assembly